CGUGAAAUUCAUUAUCAAAUUCUGAUUAGCCGAGUUCGGACAUACCACACGUGUCUGCGCAAGUUUUUGAUUUUCAUCAAAUCAGCGAACAAAGGAAUAAUUCCUGUUUUUAAAGACUAAUUUGCAUUUAAAACUACAAUAAAAUAAUUAACUAAAAUGUCUCAAGCUAUUAAGAGAAUUUUGCCCACUUUGGACCGCAUUCUGAUUCAACGUGCUGAGGCCAUCACUACCACAAAGGGUGGCAUUGUUUUGCCAGAGAAAUCGGUGGGCAAAGUCCUACAAGGUACUGUCGUUGCUGUCGGACCUGGUGCAAGAAAUCCCCAAAAUGGUAACUACAUCCCAGUUGGCGUGCAAGCCGGUGACCGUGUCCUCUUGCCCGAAUUCGGUGGCACUAAAGUGGAGUUGGAAGACAAAAAGGAGUACAUUCUCUUCCGCGAAUCCGAUAUUCUUGCUAAAUUGGAAUAGAAUUUUCGAAUUAUGCUAUCUAUAAUUGAAUGAACGUUUUCAUAAUGUGAAUAGUGUAUGACCUCUUGUAUGAGAUAAGAGGUUCAUUAAAUUUGUUUCUUAGUUUGUAAAUUCCAUUUACUAUUGAUGUAGACUAGUUUACAAAAAUAUUCGCAUAUUGUUAUUGCGGCUAUGUAAACGUGUUGUGUGGUUUGAAAGAAAAUAAAACGGUUUUACGCUUUGUUUCUGGAAA
Zeugodacus cucurbitae (melon fly) is the source of this 697-nucleotide messenger RNA. RefSeq names its product 10 kDa heat shock protein, mitochondrial. Gene Ontology annotation, cellular component: mitochondrial matrix. The coding region runs from base 157 to 465 and encodes 102 amino acids. The record is from RefSeq and is a predicted model, not a curated record. Gene Ontology annotation, molecular function: metal ion binding; protein folding chaperone; ATP binding. Lineage: Eukaryota; Metazoa; Arthropoda; Insecta; Diptera; Tephritidae. The transcript has 3 exons.